This is a messenger RNA of Saccharomycodes ludwigii, 1683 nucleotides long. RefSeq names its product Pex5p (gene PEX5). Bases 1 to 1683 code for a protein of 560 amino acids. NCBI's taxonomy places the organism in Eukaryota, Fungi, Ascomycota, Saccharomycetes, Saccharomycodales, Saccharomycodaceae. Gene Ontology annotation, molecular function: protein binding. Gene Ontology annotation, cellular component: cytosol; peroxisomal membrane. The record is from RefSeq and is a predicted model, not a curated record. Gene Ontology annotation, biological process: protein import into peroxisome matrix, docking. The transcript has a single exon.
AUGAUGGAAAAUCCAGUUUUACAGAACGCACAUCCUCUUUCUUCAAAUAAUAAUAAUCUAUCUCUAUUGAAUCACCAAUAUCAAAAAGCGCCACUGGUUCCCGCGUUGAAUAUUAACAAUGGUGAUAUAAAUAAUAUUUCGUUUCAACAAAGACAACAACAAUUUCAGCAGAAUGAACAACAAGAAAUGCAGCGAGGAAAUUAUCCUAUAAUAAAAUCAUCGCAUUCGCCUGGUGCAAAUGUCUGGAGCCAAGAGUUUAGGAAUUCAGCUGCCGUUACAGAUGUUUCCAGUAGUACCACUGGAACUAUUGCUAAUAACAGUAACUAUCUACUAAAUAAUAUGAACAGAUUAGCACCCUCUUCCUCUUCUAACAUGCUAAUGAGAAACCAUGCGAUGCAUACUUAUCAGUCUCCGAUGUUGCUAGCCUCCAAUUCUACUUCUACUAAAGUUAAUACUAGUGCCUCCCAUUUAACAGAAACACAGUGGGAUCAACAAUUUGAAAACUUGGAAAAACAGGUCAGUGAAAAGUUACAGUUACAGGAAACUGAGUCAGAACAGCAGCAACAACAUGACGAUGGAAUAACUGAGCAGAAUGAUUUUGAAAUGGUUUGGGAAGACUUACAAAAACAACGAGAAAUCAAUGAAACCGAGUUAAACGGUAGUGCUACAGCAGAUAAAGAAUUGGACGAUUAUUAUGAUUCUUACUAUAAAAUGUACACUAAUACACCACAUGAAUAUAAGUUUAGUGAGGAAAACCAAUAUAGGGGAAAACCAAAUGCAUAUGAAAUGGGAUGUCUCUUAAUGGAACAAGGCGCUAAAUUAAGUGAAGCUAUCUUGUGUUUUGAGGCUUCUGUGGAAGAAAACCCCACACAUGUGGAUGCGUGGUUGAAAUUAGGACAAUGUAAUAUAGCUAAUGAGUUGGAAUUGCAAGGAAUUGCUAGCUUGGAAAAAGUGUUAGAAUUAGAUUCUGGCAACUUGGAAGCAAUGAUAAAUUUAAGCGUUAGUUAUAUUAAUGAAGGUUACGAUUUGACCGCUUAUGGAAUGUUGGAUAAAUGGAUAAAUGGUAAGUAUGGACAAAAUUUAAGAGCGCUUCCUUCCUUAGAAAGUUCAUCUGAUAAUACUGUCAGCGUAUUGGACAAGACUUUAUCUAAGUUUAACCAUAUUUUGAGUAAUAAUAACAGAGGCAGUGUAAUAAGAGAUGCUGAUUUUCAAUUGGGUUUAGGUUUGUUAUAUUAUACCAGAGGUGACUUUGACAAGACAAUAGAUUGUUUUCAAACAGCAUUAGAAUUACAACCCAACGAUGAAUUAAUGUGGAAUAGAUUGGGCGCUACAUUAGCUAAUAAUAACAGAUCUGAAGAUGCUAUUCAUGCAUACAAACAGGCUUUGCAAUUAAAGCCCACAUUUGUCAGAGCAAGAUAUAAUUUAGCAGUUUCCUGUAUAAAUAUUGGAUGUUUUAAAGAGGCUGUAGAGCACUUAUUAGGUGCUUUGAGUCUACAUGAGGUUGAGGGGGAUGUUUCUGGUGUUGGAGCUUCUCUUUCUCAGGUAGAUAAAUAUAGCGCUAAUAUAAUGGAGACUUUAAAAAGGGCGUUUAUAGCUAUGGACAGAAGAGAUUUAUUAGAAAGAGUUGGGCCAGUUGGCACCAAGUUAAAUUUGGAGCCUUUCCGUGAUGAAUUUAACUUUUAA